Messenger RNA from Cinara cedri, 4035 nucleotides. NCBI's taxonomy places the organism in Eukaryota, Metazoa, Arthropoda, Insecta, Hemiptera, Aphididae. The record is from the annotation of a GenBank genome assembly.
AUGCCGAAAAAAACCGAUCCAACUAUGUGGCAAUCUCCUGCGUAUUCACUAAGACCCCAGACGAAAAUACGAAAUGACAGUUCUGGUCCCGGACCAGCGUACAAAAUUGACCAGGUUACAAGACAUGGUCGUGAUACUAGUGGCAAAAUCAUUUUUGGAGACUACAAUAUACCGAACUCAAGUAAAAAAAAAAAAUUAUUAAAAAUGCUAGAAAUAAAAUUGUUUUAAAUAUAAAAAAAAAACUUAUUUAAUUCUGUAAAAGAAUCUGAGAAAACAGCGCGGGAUUAAAAUUAUGUUUACGUGAGUUUCAAGUAUGCAGAAUGCCGAAUUCAUAAACUACUAUACACCUCUUCUGCAAAAGACCCAAAUCAGUUGAUAAAAGAGGGGCUAACCUAGGACGAGACCUAUUGAACAAUUUAUAUACUGCCUUUCGUAAAUAAUCAUAGGAAUUAAAACCCAUGAUCAGCGCAGAGCUUUGUCACUAAAGUCAAAUUUUAAUCUAGCCGACUUAUAUUUAUGAUUUCCAGAGAUUUUUAAUAACAUUUUAAUCUGUAGGGGUAUUCGAAACCCGGCACAUCCUGUUAACACAUUAUUUUUAAACAUACAAAUGGUUGAGAAGAGUUUGAAGUUGAACCCUACAAAAGGCACGUCCUUGAUACCUACAAAUACAUCACGUAUAUAAAAACAUUCGUAUAUACAAUAACAUGGUGAAAUUUAACUCAAUUUAUUUACUUUAUUAACUAUAAUAAAAUACGAUUCAAAAUAAUAAUAAUUUUUGAAAGAGAUUCCCGAACUAUUAUAGUAUGUUCAAAAAAAUAAUAAUAACUUAUCUACAAACAACAUUUUUUUGAAGAUGGGUAGUGCCUAAUUCUAAUUCAAAAGUUCAUAUUUCACAUUUAAUUUCAAUAUUUUAUACCCAUAGUGUACCUACUUAUUUAUAAUGCAGUACGAAAAAACAUCCACAAUACGGUACAAUAGUCUCUAUUUUUCGGAAAAAAUUCGACAAUAAUUCGCUAGGUAUUGUCCGCUCAGCUCAGAAAUUAAUAUUGUGUAUAUAUAGGUACAUAAUAAUAUACCUAAUAUUAAAAUUUAUUAUACCUAUACGUACUAAAUAAGUUUGACGAAAUGUAACUCACGCCACCCGCUGCAGAGACACUUGGUCCGGGACCAGCGAUCUACUUGCCGUGCUAUCCGAAUUUAAUACAUGCCCCCACGCCGAAAUUAUCGUUACCUCUGGAAGAGUUGAAGAAAUUCGAUAUUCCAGCACCUAACGCAUACACGUUACGCAUACCGGACAUCAGCGGAAUGUCGUCGGUCAAAAGCAGGAGAAAAGGAUACACGAUGUGAGUUAUUAAUAACACCUAACUUAUAAGAGUCGAAAAAAAAAAAACCCAAAACCUAGAACGAUAUUCUUUUAAUAAUAUUUCCGUCCAAGUUCGUUUCUUUUCUAUAUACAAUACACAUUCUAUGUUAAUUUGCCGUACAUCGCAAAUCAUAAAUUAUGUUAUUAAUUAAUUUAUAACAUUUACGCCGUGAGACAUUACAAUGUAAUGUCUUUUAUGAUAGUAAAGAUUAAAUUAAGUACCUCUAAUAAAGUACUCGUACGAACCUAUUAAAUUAGUAAAAAAAAAGAUUAAUAAUGAAAAUAAAGUUAAUAAAUUUAAGUAAAGCAAAGCUAACCGGUGUAAUCUUCUUCGUUAUUUUCAAGGACAUACAAAUAAACCAUUCUUUAAUUUUUAACUUAAUAUUUAAUUAUUAAAUAUAAAUACCGCCUACGCCUUACAUGUAUUAUAGUCUAAAUUUCGAAUAUCAUUUUAUACUAUUUACUUCAUUUGUAUUAUUUGAAUCGAAUAUUAGUUUUAAUUAAAAUUAUCAAAUUAUUAUUUUUUUAAAAAGACGGACAUACUUCACAAUGGGUGGGCCACUGUUGUAGGGCAAUAGUUGGGAGAAUAGAAUAUACAGAAGAAUUAAAUUUUUAUCUGUAUGCAACAAUUAAUCAUUGCUAACAAAAAGCAAUUCUAAGCGAAGUUCGGUCAUACAUAUUUUGAAAAGCCAUAAUACUGAUUUUCGUCAAAAUUUUGUAUUCAAAUUCUUAUGAAAAAAAAAAAAUACUGCAUUAAACUCAAGUUUUUUUUUUUUUAAAUACAAAGUACAACUUAUAAUGAACCUCCUCUUAAGUUUUCAAGCAUUUCUGUUAGCCAAACAAUUUUAUCCACAGAGUACUACCGAAAAAAAAUUACGGAAAAAACUCACAUUAAAAUGCCUUUAAAUAGCUCAAAAAUGAUAAAAGAAUUUCAAAAAUUUUACUACGUCUAGAAAAGGCUUUACAAAUAUUCUUAAUUGAACUGCAACAAAAAAAACAAAAUUGAAAAUAACAAAAGCCAGACAUAUUUCGUACGUGGGUGCAGCCACUGUUAUAUGUGGGAAGUUGGGAAGGUAGGAUACAGACAGGAAUUUAAUGUAUAUCUGUAAGCACUAUAAACAACGAUAAACCAUUGCUAACGAAAACCCUAUUCUAAACGGAACGGAGUUCAGUUGAUAGUGUUGCUUUGCCAACCAUAUCUAUAAUAUACAUCACAACUUAUAGUAUGGUACAAUAACUACAUUGGCAUUAUGUAUUUUCUUUAAUAAUAUUUGUUUGAUAUUAUACCUAUUUUCCCGUUUUUCCUACAGUUUUCCCAUGUUUUUCCCGGUUUUUCCAAUUUAUUGGGAAAAAUCUUGAGAAAAUCAAAAAAUGACCUUCUUAAAGUACUAUCUAGUCAUUAUAAAAAUAUUUUCUUUCAAAAAAGGUGCUACACUUACAUAUUGAAGCAAGAUUUCUGGUAGACAUUUUUGACACAGUUUAAAAAAAAGAACAUCAUUGUAAAUCCAAUAGGUUCGCUAUACUCAGAAUCUAAAAUUUAUAUUAAAUUAAUCAUUUCCAAUUUUGAUUCUAAAAAUAUAUUAUUUUAUUAUAUCUUUGCAAAUUGAUUGUUUCCACUGAGUUUUCCAAAAUUCUAUCUCACCCUUAAGACAAUAUUUAUUGAAAUUUAUAAAUGAGAAACGUUUCAUUCUUGCUUCAGUCUAAGUAUUUCCAAGAUCCGAAAUCAUCUUUAUGGUAUUUGGAACCAGUUGCAUUUGUACUUAUUUGUACUUAAGAACUAUGGAUAUUUUGUAUAUCGAAAAAGAACAUCACAUGGCUUAUGGAGGCUCCCUCGAUCCCUUCUCCCCCCCCUUCAGAGACGCGCCUGGCCGGUUCGCCGAAUUCCCCCAUUACUUUUUAUUUCCCGUAUAAAUUCUUUAGUGUAUACGUCCGCGCACAGUAGGUACUAAGUACCUAUUAAAAAUUGAUACAAAAUAUACGAUUUGCAUAUUUGAUUACGACUUAUAAACGAACCGUACGCACUCUAUUGUAAUAAAGUACGGACCAUUGAGUAUUACUCUAUGAUACGGACACUGCAGAGGCUCCAACCAAUAAGAUUCGAUCGGAUAAUUCAUAGAUCGGUUUGUUCUCCGUACCAACUUACGUACGUCGUCACCGUCAUUUCGCACUUGUAAACUUCUAUGGGUGUUCGGCGUGUACACGUUUGAAAGAGUGACAGCCUCUUAGAUCCCGGGUCAACUAGAUCCCCGUGAGACAAUCAAUUCCCCUGUCAACCAAAUCCCCAUGGUUAAUCUGAAUCUGUAGAUCUCGCUGUGCUUAAAAUUUAAUUAGACAUGGUCUGAUUCAAUGCGGUUCAUCAUAUUAUAAUACUGUAUUUUUGUGUUACACGAUACAGUCAGUGGAAGACACGAUACCCUUUUGGGGAACCGGGAAGGUCGAGUCCCGGUCCAGCUGCUUACGGCCCAACAAACAUUGACGCGUACAAAAAUCAUGCGCCGGCCGUGUCGAUCGGUGCGCGAACGCGGGAAACAGGACAAAAUUCCGGGCCCGGACCACAGGCGUACUACGUGUCCGAGUGCUCCAGAGGGUGUACGACGAAGUUCUCGUUCGGCAUCAAACACUCGCGAAAAUCUACACCGUACGUGAUACCCGACGACAACCGCAGUCCCUGA